AUGCUUAGAUUCUCACAGAGAAGAUUCUUUUCUUCCGCUAGAACUGCCUUUGAAGCAGUUAAAAAAUCGCAUGAUCUUGUCAUUAUUGGUGGUGGCCCCGGUGGUUACGUUGCCGCCAUUAAGGCUGCCCAACUCGGUUUCGAUACUGCCUGUGUCGAGAAAAGAGGUGCUCUUGGUGGUACUUGUUUGAAUGUUGGUUGUAUUCCAUCCAAGUCUCUUUUGAACAACUCGGAAUUGUUCCACCGUGUCCAGAAAGAGGGUGCUAUGCGUGGUAUUAACAUUCCAGGUGAAGUGACUCCUAACUUGGGUGCUCUUAUGAAGGAGAAAGACAAGGCCGUCAAGCAAUUGACUGGUGGUGUCGAGAUGUUGUUCAAGAAAUAUGGUGUUAAAUACUAUAAGGGUAGUGCCUCGUUCAUUGACGAGCAUCAAUUGAAGGUUGAUCCUAUAGAAGGUGGUGAAGAAGCAAUUUUGGAUGCCAAAAACAUUAUUGUUGCCACUGGUUCCGAAGCUACUCCAUUCCCGGGCAUUGAGAUCGACGAGGAGAGAAUCGUCACCUCUACUGGUGCAUUGUCUCUUAAAGAGAUUCCUAAGAAGAUGGCCAUUAUUGGUGGUGGUAUCAUUGGUUUGGAGAUGGGUUCUGUUUGGAGUAGAUUGGGUAGUGAAGUUACCGUUUUGGAAUUCCAGGACGCUAUCGGCGGUGCCGGUAUGGAUGCUGAGGUUUCCAAGAACAUCCAAAAGAUCAUGUCUAAGCAGGGAAUGAAGUUCAAGCUCGGUGCAAAGGUCACUAAGGGUGUCAGAAACGGAGAGAUCGUCAAUGUCGAGUACGAGGAUGGUAAGUCUGGUAAGACUGAGACUCUUGAUGCCGACGUCUUGUUAGUUGCUGUUGGUAGGAGACCAUUCACCAAAGGAUUGAAUGCCGAGAAGAUCGGACUAGACUUCGAUAAGAAGGGCCGUGUCGUCAUCGACUCUGAGUACAAGACAAACAAGCCUCAUAUUUUGUGCAUUGGUGAUUGUACAUUUGGUGUUAUGUUGGCUCAUAAGGCUGAGGAUGAAGGUAUCGCUGCUGUUGAGUACUUGAAGAACGGUUUCGGUCAUGUCAAUUACAACAACAUCCCAGCUGUCAUGUACACACACCCAGAGGUUGCUUGGACUGGUCAGAAUGAGGAGCAGUUGAAAGAAGCUGGAAUCAAGUACAAGACUGGUAAGUUCCCAUUCUUGGCCAACUCCAGAGCCAAGACUAACCAAGAUUCGGACGGUUUUGUCAAGUUUAUUGCUGACGCAGACACUCAAAGAGUUCUUGGUGUUCACAUUAUUGGACCUAACGCCGGUGAGAUGAUUGCUGAGGCUUGUUUGGCCCUAGAAUACGGUGCCUCGUGUGAAGACAUCUACAGAGUUUGUCACGCCCAUCCAACCUUAUCUGAGGCUUUCAAGGAGGGUGCCAUGACUGUCUUUGGUAAGCCAAUCAACUUCUAA
Brettanomyces nanus is the source of this 1473-nucleotide messenger RNA. RefSeq names its product dihydrolipoamide dehydrogenase precursor (gene LPD1). Lineage: Eukaryota; Fungi; Ascomycota; Pichiomycetes; Pichiales; Pichiaceae. Gene Ontology annotation, cellular component: oxoglutarate dehydrogenase complex; mitochondrion. Bases 1 to 1473 code for a protein of 490 amino acids. Gene Ontology annotation, molecular function: flavin adenine dinucleotide binding; dihydrolipoyl dehydrogenase (NADH) activity. The transcript has a single exon. The record is from RefSeq and is a predicted model, not a curated record.